AUGUACGAAAUUCUUAAUUGUAUAUUUUAUUCCUUCUUGUUCAUAUCCGGUCUAUAUUUCGCCGGUGGAAAGUUUCCAAGAGACCAUCCGGAAACAAUCAAGAGAAGAGUUGUCUCCGUGUUCGUGACAGGAACUAUUUCCAUGAUUCAUAUACUGACGUACAUACGUUCCUAUGAUCGUCCUCCGUUUCAGUUAUCUUCAUAUGAAUUUGGGAAACUGUUUAUUAGGCUGGAUGGCUUAUUAGAAGCAGUUAUUAUAUCUGUCAUACUUACUUUGGUCAUGUACUUUGGCGUUGUAUUGGAUGAUAUAUGUAGUGGAGAUAUGUUAGUCAUAUUUGAUGUUCAAUACUGGAAAGAUCGUAUAUUUAACUGGAUAAGUUUAAGAAAUUUUGUAAUAGCUCCUUUGGCUGAAGAACUCAUCUUCCGUGCAUGUGUUACAUUUCAUCUACUUCCUUUGUUCUCAUCAUGUGUUAUGCUUUGUUUCGUUAGUUCAUUAUUUUUCUCUUUAGCCCAUUUUCAUCAUGUUUUUGAAUCAGUGAAAAGUGGUCAAGAUCUGCAAUCUGCAUUUAAAACUUCACUUUUCCAAGUGUUUUACACAACUCUAUUUGGAACGUAUUCUGGAUUUUUGAUGCUAAGAACUGGUAAUAUUGCUUCAAGUAUUGUUACACACUCCUUGUGUAACUUCUUCGGCUUACCAGAUUUAAUAGGUGCCGUCGAAAGAGCUAAGUAUCGUUGGGGUGUCUCUGGUCAAAUUUUCGCUAUUGGAUCUCAUCUGUUGGGGUUACUUUUAUGGGCAUAUUUGUUAUAUCAAAUAACUGAAACAAAAUGGUCCUCAUCAAACAACUGUCAUUUCGCGGUAAUGGGGCUGUGCGAUGCGUUAAGAGGAAACGUGAUUUACGAGACGAUAAGACCUUAUGUUAUGUUAUGUUUGCCAAAUGAUUCAUUGGCUUCAGAGUCGUAUUUUUCUGAAUUGAAGUGUGCAUCUGCCUACUUGGAUUGUACCUAUUUUAUUCUACGUGUUAUCAAUACUGAGUUGUUACAGAUAAAGCAAUCGGCUAAAAUGAAGUCCGACAAUUUUUAUAGAAAUGUAUUAUCUAUAUUUGAUUUACUGCUUAAACCUGAGAAAAAACCAUCAGAAUUUCUGGGCGAACCACCAAAACCAAAAAGUGAUUUAUUUCGGCAUUCAAAAUAUUCCCAUCUACGUCAUUAUUUCACUCAAGUAUGGAGAUCGUUUCUAAACAACGAAUUAUCAGAUGACGUACGUCUAGAAUCUGUACGGUACUUGGGUAAUGGAGGCAUGAAUCGCUUAGCUGAAAUUCGCUUAUUAGCUGACCACAUUAUACCAAUUUUUGAUCCCGAUCCGGAGAAUAAAUUGUCUCAAACAGAAUUGACAAAAUUUCCAACUAGUUGGUCUCGUUCAGUUUGUCAUGCAGUACUCGGUUUAAUUCAAAAAGGUGAUUUCAAUUAUCCACGUUUGUACAUUCGGCUGUAUCGUUUAUUGGAUGAAACUUUGUUUGAAUGUCCAGAUGUCGAACCUUUUCUGAUUAAUUUAGAUGUUUAUUUAAGCUCCAUACAUUUAGCUACCACAGUUGUUGCAUCAUUCAUAAAACGACUUUCUCAAUUAUCUUUAUUUAGUCCAAUUACAAUUACACCUGCAAUACUUUUAAUCAUCUUCAAUGGUUUACAAAAUCAUCCUCAUUGUCGUGUUUUAAUUAAUUCUAAACAGAAAAAAUCACAAAAAUUCAAUAAUAUUCAAUCGGAUGAUAAUAGUUUAUCAAAUGUAUUAAAUGCACAAUCAAUUGGUGAUCCUUAUAAUUGGGAAGCAGAUAAUUUUGAUUCAUCUAGAGCAUUAGAAAGUAGUCUAUGGGAAGUUUAUGCAUUAAUUGGUCAUUGUUCACCAGAUAUCUCAUCAUUAGCUUAUAAAAUUUGUAAUCCUGAUCCAACGGAUACUUUUAAUUCCUCUGUGGCUGACAUACUUGAUAAACAAAAAAAGAAUAUUAAAGAAGCAACCCGCUCUGUGAAGGAAGCAUUGUACCUGUUAUCUCAAACUAAUAUUACGAUGCCAGAGUUACCUCCGCUUGAUGGUUGGGCGUAA
This is a messenger RNA of Schistosoma intercalatum, 2094 nucleotides long. NCBI's taxonomy places the organism in Eukaryota, Metazoa, Platyhelminthes, Trematoda, Strigeidida, Schistosomatidae. The record is from the annotation of a GenBank genome assembly.